CGCACGCCAUAAUGCGCAGGAACAACAUUCGCUUGGACAACUCUAGCCUGUAGACAAACGUAUAGAUUGAAGUCUUUCUACAGCAUCAGUAAUUUGCAGCCACUCUGUUAGAGAUUCUAACACGGCAUAUUAAAUUACUAGCUGCCUGCAUGCACUGCGUCUCCACAAUUUACUUUGUUUACGUUCUAGCAGGUACUGUAUUAAUUUUAAUAAUAGUGAUUUGUCACGUGAUUCUACUUUCCAAGUGAACAAUCUCUAGCCAGCUCACGGCAAUACGAGUAUAAGGUAACGUUUUUCGAUAGAGCUCGACCAUUUGCUAUACAGUGUCAACUUACGGAAAUUGAAACAAGCGAGCUAGAGUGUGUCUACGGUUUUACGCGACAGCUCUAGCUGCCAGAUGCCAGCAGGAAGAGACUGCAGUAUCUUUCCGAAUGGGAGAUAUGGCAUAUCAAGAUGGAGCUUCUGCAGUCUCGCCGGAACGAGCGCAAAGCGAGAAAACUUGUACUGAAACUCGAGCUCGCAGAUUCAGAGCGGAAUAUUUGUCUGAAAGCACAAGAAGAAGCGACAGAACUGACGGCAAUGAUAUUCAAGAUCGACAAGGGCACUCUACUAGUAAUGACACUUUAAGGGGCUCCUUUAGGGGUGAUGGACGACCGCGGAGCAACAGCCUCCCAAGCGUCAUGAAAGCUGAGAGUUCAUCCCAAAUAAGAUUAGGUGAUCCGCUUGUCAGGCAUUAUUCUGCAAUUCCACAACAGGUUGCAGACAGAGUUGCAAAUACAGGCAGCACGUAUGACCGCGACAGCAAUCUGAGCAACCCCACCACUGCCCCGUCCCCGUCAAUAGCAAAGAUUGAAUCUGAAGAACAACUAAAAAUGCGUUUGAUAAUGGAAUUGAAAAAGGAGCUUGAUUAUGAACGAGCCAGACAUGACCGAGAACUUUCAAACAAGGAGAAAGAAUUGCAGCAAUGCAAGGCGCAGCUAGAAGCCAGUAAGCGAGAAAACGAAUGUCUUGAUACAACUAAACAAUCUCUGCAAUGCCCUAACGAUGAAUUAAGGAAGGACAACAACAAAUUAGAAGACCGACUGACAGAGGUAGAAUCAGGACUUUCAAGGUUCCACGAAAGCCAAACAAUGCGAGAGAGUUGUGAUCAAGAAAUUCGAGAUCAACUAAGCGACAUUCAACAGCAGUUGAAAUCGGAAAUAAAAGUGGAGCAGAGGCUAGACGGACAAGACACAGCAACACAUCACUCUUCAGCCCCCUUAGCUGUCCCAGUGCAGGUAUCUGAUGUGCGAUUAGAAAGAGAGAUAUUAAUGGUAUGUGGCGGCAGAGAAGUCCUAGUAUUUUGUGUGGCUCCAUGCACUAUUUCAGCAGGUAUCAUAAUGGUGUCACAAUUGAAUGGAAACUCUGCUCUCGCAGUCCUGCUCACUGUUGUCACAAACACUCUCAGCGUUUUUAUCAUGUCUCCUCUUCUUUCUCUUCUUGCAUCGUUCAAUUCUGAUGGAAGCUUGAGUAUUGGAAGCGUCGUUCUUAAAUUGUUAUUGACAGUAUUGGUGCCCAUUAUUGUGGGAAAAGCUUUCAGGUUAGUGCAACGAGUGAGACAGGUUGUCACAAGGUUUGACACGUUACUUAAGUUUGUCAGCAUGUCUCUACUCAUUCUUAUCCCAUGGAUGAAAAUCAGCAAGGCAAAACAGUCUGGCAGUUUUAGUAGUAUUUCUGUGGUCAACAUUGCUUCGAUUAUUGGAUUUGCUGUUGCAUUGCAUUUCUCAUUUCUUAUUAUCAACACAAUGGCGUCUUUUCUUUUUGUUUUGUCUACAGAAGCACGGAAGGCUAUCAUUAUUCUUGCUAGCCAGAAGACUCUGGCAAUUGCUUUGUCUGUUUUGUCAUAUUUGCCUGCGUCGGUUGGAGACAAAGGUUUACUGACCAUUCCUGUUAUCAUAUCUCACAUGUCACAGAUUAUUGUUGAUGCAUUCAUUGUAUCACUGUGGCUGCGAUACGAAUCAGGCAAACACAAGGCAACAGACAAAAUGGAAAUGAGAAUAAUAGAUGAACAAAUGGAAAGUGAAACUUUGAUAGAACCGCGCGUGUCUACGGCUUUUUGCGACAGCUCAGCUAUAGCUGCCAGACGCCAGCAGCAAGAGGCUGCACUAUCGUUCCGAAUGGGAGAUACGGCAGGUCAAGAUGGAGCUUCUGCAGUCUCACUGGAACGAGCGCAAAGCGAGAAAACGGAAACUCGCAGAUUCCUAAAAGCGAAGAGUUCAUCCCGGAUAAGAGUGGUUGCUCCGUUUGUCGAGCAUUAUUCUGUAAUUCCAACACAACAGGUUGCAGACAGAGUUGCAAAUACCGGCAGCACGUAUGACCGCGACAGCAACCCGACAACUACCUCGUCAAUGGCAAAGAUUGAAGAACUAGCAAUACAGCAGAUGCGCUUGAUAACGGAAUUGGAACAGAAGCUUGAUCAUGAACGAGCCAGACGUGAACGAGAAGUUUCAAACAAGGAGAAAGAAUUGCAGCAAUACAAGGCGCAGCUAGAAGCCAGUAAGCGAGAAAAAGAACGUCUUGAUAUAACUACACAAUCUCUGCAAUACCUUAAUGAUGAAUUAAGAGAGGACAAGAAGAAAUUAGAAGACCGCCUGACAGAGGUAGAAUCAGGAUUUUCGAGGAUCCACCUAAGCCAAACAAUGCGAGAGAGUUGUGAUCAAGAAAUUCGAGAUCAACUAGGCGACAUUCAACAGCAGUUGAAAUCGGAAAUAAAAGUGGAGCAGAGGCUAGACGGACAAGACACAGCAACACAUCACUCGUCAGUCCCCCUAGCUGUCUCAGCGGAGGUAUCUGAUGUGCGCCUAGAAAGAGAGAUAUUAAUGGUAUGUGGCGGCAGAGAAGUCCUAGUGCGUUACGCGUAUGAAAUCGCCUGUUGAGCAGACCAGUGAAUCUUAAUUCAUCCAUCAUUGAUCGAUAGUAAAACAAGACUAUUAAAGCAUUAUCUGGUUACAAACGAAACUCCACUGUUUGUUAUUAUGGUAUGCACACAAGAAUGUCUUCUAUCACAUAUGUUAUGUUAAUCCAAUUUUGAUAACGUCUUGUCACAACGUGAUCAUUGGCUGUUCAGAAAUCAAUUGUCUUGAAUUGUAGAGGGCAACAUCAUCAACAAAUCUGUGUUACCAAAUGGCUGUAUAGCAAGGAUUAUAUCAAGAACAGAACCGAGUCUUCAGUUUUAUGACUUUAGAAGUCUGAACGGCUGUAUGAGCAUGUACAUACAACUAGUUUACAGAAGUAGCUGUAGUAGAGUGUAGCUUCUGUUCGAAGCGUAAUAGUAUC
Messenger RNA from Corticium candelabrum, 3315 nucleotides. RefSeq lists its product as uncharacterized. NCBI's taxonomy places the organism in Eukaryota, Metazoa, Porifera, Homoscleromorpha, Homosclerophorida, Plakinidae. The transcript has 4 exons. The record is from RefSeq and is a predicted model, not a curated record. Gene Ontology annotation, cellular component: chloroplast envelope. The coding region runs from base 432 to 2915 and encodes 827 amino acids.